Molecule: messenger RNA, 8669 nt
Organism: Chrysemys picta bellii (western painted turtle)
Lineage: Eukaryota; Metazoa; Chordata; Testudines; Emydidae
Source: RefSeq, a predicted model, not a curated record
CAGGGGGUUUGACUAGAUGACCUCCUGAGGUCCCUUCCAACCCUGAUAUUCUAUGAUUCUAAAACAUAAGAAAAGUUGCAGGCAGAAAACCUUAUGUUGCUUGAGGUUUCUGAUUUUUUAAAAAAAAUGAUGUCACAUAGACUCACUCCUCGGAUUCAUUCAUAGGGUCUGAUCCAAAGUCCACUGAAGUCAGUUGGAGCUUUGGAUGAACUUUGAAUCAGAUGCUAGAACCUGAAUCUGCAUUUCACUAACAUUAGAAAUAAUCACGGACAUUAGAAAUGCCUAUGGCUUGGGUUGCGGUUAAAGCAAUCACCACACGCAGUCUCUGCCUCACUUUGUAAUUUUGUAUUUCACAUCAUACAAGCUUAUGUUUGAUUAAGAAGUGACAUAUUUCCCCAAACUCACAUUUGAGCUUUAACCUUCAUCGUAAAAUGUCACAUAUGCACCAACUGGUUCCUGCUGACCUCACUUAUAAAUAGAAAACAGAAGUCUCUAAUAAGUCACAUUUAUUCUAGGAUUGUAGUAAUUCUAUAGUUCAUCUGUAAUCAGUGCCAAAUGCUCUGUAUCAUUGUCCUUGAUUCUUGUAUAAAUGUUAUAUACCUGCUGUGCUGUUGGGCCUGCCAAGUGAGGCAUUAUCAGUGCUUGCUUGUUAGCUGAUUUCUCUGCAGCUCCUUCACCAGUGAGAAUCAUUUUAAAAUUUGAAAACCCUUGUGUAAUGGAUCAUCAUCAGCAGGGUUUGAAGCUGGGACCUGUGGUGCCUUUACUGCCUGAGCUAAAGAGCCCAGGUUCCAUAAAUUGCUCUAUGACUAGCCACUGGAAGGGGACAGAGAGUCAUGCUGUGUAAGCGUGGCUGCACCACUCCUCUUGGCUGGAGAAGAUACACUGAGCUUCAAAUGUCUAAGCAGUUCAAAUCCAUGUAUGGACCUCUAGUUAUAAUGCAACCUUCCUGGCUGGCUGUAAGCAUGGAUUGCUCUUGCUUUAGUUGGUGCCAUUUUGCUGUGAGGUCUCCUUGCAAAUCCUAUAGACUUGAAAGAAGAAAUGGCUCCACCUUUGGCCUGAUAUAACUUCUGACGUCAGGUAAUGUUUAGUAAGCACUAUGGAGUCCAGUUUGAGAAUAUGAGCCCAGUCAGAGUCUGCCAGGAUUCUGGAAACAUCUAUUUCCCGGUGGCCAUGCUGAAGGCUUGUCACGUGAAUGUGUGCACGGAGAGUAGCGUAGUCACUCCCUUUCUAACAUUACAUCAACAGUUGCUCCCGUGGCAGUACCAUGAUAUCUGUCAUUGCACACUCCUCUUCUCUGUGGGGCAGAUUUUGAAAAGAGUUCAGCUCUUACAAUUGGGGCCAGAUUUCUGAAGAGCUCAGCUCUCAUUUAGGCAUCACCAUCAGUGGCCACAUAGUGAAAAGAGAUGAGCUCUUUUGAAAAAUCUGACCCUGUAAUUCCUUCCCCCUGACUUUUUCCAAAUCAAUAAUGAGUAAGGAGAGGUAAGAGAUUCCUGAGGACAUGAUCACAGGUAAAGGGGCCAAGGAGUAGCUUUAUCUGAGGCACAAAACCCAAGAGCUCAGAAAAUUUAAAUUAAAUAGGUAACACAGUUAUUGCACAUUAAAAUAACACUGUGGGGUGGAAUGGGAGGGAGAUAAAGUUCCUAAACAAGAGGCCAGGUUAAAAGAUUGUGUAAAUGUCAUAUUUGAUCAUAUAUAUUGUUCAGGUGUAUAGAAUUUAUCUUUGGGCCAGAUGGUUUGUGACUCCUUCUACUGGCAAACUUUUAUUCACAUGAAUAGUCCUAUUGAAGUCUAUGGCUUGUCUUAAUAAGUGCUCAUCAUGAUGAUUGUAAAAGACUCCACAGUCUUGCCCGUAAUCAAAUGAAAACAACAUUGUAAUUCACUGGGAGGUUCUGUUGAUCUCAAGGGCCAAAAUUUCUAAAGCAGCUUUUAAAAUUGUGCCCACAAUGUGUCACAUCUAAGUUUUUGCCUAUGCAAAAUCAUAUAGAUUUGUGCAUACCUGCUACAUUGAUGCAUGCUUGCAGAGAGGAAGAAAGGGUUUUUUUAGCCAAAUCACAAACCUGAGAGUCAGAAUCCUGAGUUCUAUAGAUUCUGGCUUCUGGUGUCUCCUGGGACAAACCACUUAAUCUGUUUUGACCUCACAGGGUUGUGAGACUAAAUAAGUUAAUGCUUGUAAAGUGCACUGAAAUCUUUGGAUAGAAAGGACUGUAGAAGUGCAAACAAUUAAUAAUACUGGCUGAGAUUUUCAAAGCUGCCUAAUGGAUUUAGAUGCCAAAGUCCCAUGAGAAAUUUUAAUGGGACUUGGGUGUCCAAAUCCCCUAAAAAGUAUUGAAAAUCAUCCCACCUAUUAUUAUUAACCAGGUAUUUAGAUACCCAAAUCCAAGUAUAUGCUUGGGCAAAACAAACACAUGAAAAAUUGGCUGCAACUUUUGAAGGCCCAGAAUAAAUAUGAUUUGCUUAAGGAUCUUCCUUCUCUUAAGGUCACUUGUGAAAAAUGUAAGCUAUUUUCACUGUUUCACUUGGUGCUUUGUGUGUCUAACACUUAACUUGAAUUGUUUAUCAUUCUUAAAAAUUAAAAUGUUAAAUAUUUAAUAGUUAAUAUACUUUCUCCUUAAGUGAAAUCAAUGAUCAGAUGCUUCCAUUUACUAUGCUGUUAGUAGAAUGGUAUCAACAGUUUCAGUGCUACCCAGAAAAAGGUGGUAUUAUAUUAUUCUGUGGCUAUGGCUUAUGGAGAAAUUAAAAGGUAAGUAUAAGUUGAAUGAGAUUUUUCCUUGAUUGUUGUGAAAUAUGAAGUUGCCAGAGGCUUCUACUACAGAACAAAUGUGAGAAUUAGAGUGCUAUUGUAUUGUCACUUGUAUUGUACCUAUUCUUUUGUAAUCUCCACAUGAAUCUUUGAACGUUUAAAUGAAAGUGCAAGCAGAAGUGUCAGCAGGUACAGAUAAUGGUAAAAUAAAAGCCAACUGAAUCCACAAAUUGCAUAAUUAACUAUGCAUUGGCAAUUCUUGGCACACACAUGAAGUAAUGCUAACUUGCUUGGGCAGCGGGAUGAACAGAAGUGUUUCAUUUUCAACGUAGAGAAGGAGCCAGACAACUGAACUAACUGCAGCUGGCAACUGGUCCUAAAUUCACCAUGACUCCUUCCACCAUCGCCACUGAAAGGGGCCACCUUUAAAGUUUUUUGGCCAGCCCAUUUGUGUCCUCAAACUUUUUAUUAAAAAAAUAAUCAGGUAAAAUAUGUUUGCAACACGUGCAAUGUUUACUGUUCAUCUAAUACACAAGUGUCUACAUCUGUGUGCUUACUGUUAAAUUUGUUAUAUUAUAAUGAGCUUUAGCUACCAUGUGGCAUGCAUGAACCGAAUUAUAAUUAUGUUGCAUGUACAGUUUGUCAUACUACAGGUAUCUGGAUUACAAGCCUGCAUGUUCAGUGUUGUUGUUAGCUAAUUGAGUGCAAUUACUUUAGUGCAUGCAGCAUCUGAAAGCCAUCUCACCAUACUGAGUGAAACAUUAUGUUGCAUGUUCUGUUAAUAAGUAGAUCACAGGAGUGGAAUAACUUAUAUUAGCGAUGGGCCUGAAUACAAAUCCUGAUCCUAGUCCCCAAUGAACUUUGUGGGGAUAAGGUAUUGAACCCUGCUCACAGUCCAGAUCCAGAUCUUGUGGUUGGACCCUACCUUCAUAAGGGGCUGAACCAAAACCAUAAAUACACACUUUUCCAUCCAUUCCCCCCGCCCCGACUUUUGGAGAGGAGGUAUUCAAAAUCCAAAUCCAAGGUACAGAACUAGGCUCAGGCCCACCACUAAUUUAUAUUGAUGACAUUUCAAUUCAUAUAGUAUUUCUUUACAUAUUUUGUAUUCUUUACAGAAACUUAUUGCCAGCAAAGAUCACCCAGAAGGAAGGAAGACAUUGGGAGGGAAAAAUGGCUCCACUAUAGCUUAUGAAGAAAUUUAGGGAAGCAAUCAGCCGUGUUUGUGAAGCAGUACCUGGAGCCAAAGCAGCCUUCAAAAAAAGAAAGCCACCAAGCAAAGUUCUCUCUAGCGUCUUGGGAAAGAGCAAUCUUCAGUUUGCAGGAAUGAACAUAACUCUGAAUAUAUCCACCACCAGCUUAAAUCUAAUGACUCCUGAUUCAAAACAGAUCAUAGCAAAUCAUCAUAUGCAGUCUAUUUCCUUUGCCUCUGGAGGUGAUCCGGAUACAACAGACUAUGUUGCAUAUGUAGCUAAGGACCCUGUUAAUCGCAGAGCGUGCCAUAUACUGGAAUGCUGUGAUGACCUGGCCCAAGAUAUUAUCAGCACCAUAGGGCAAGCAUUUGAACUUCGAUUUAAGCAAUAUUUACGGUGUCCCUCUAAGAUACCUGCUCUCCAUGAUAGGAUGCAGAGUUUUGAUGAACCUUGGAUGGAGGAAAAUGGAGAGCCAGCAGAACAUCCCUAUUACAACAGCAUUCCUAAUAAAAUGCCCCCUACUGGUGGCUUUAUUGAUGCUAGAUUCAAAACUAGGAUCCCAAAUGCCGCAGAUACUGCUCAGUCGGCUGCAGCAGGAAGAGAACAAACAUACUACCAGAGUCGACACUUCGGAGACAAAUUCAGUGAAGACUGGCAGCAUGCUCCUGUUAAACAAGGGUCCUUGGACAUUUACAGCGUGCCAGAAGGGAAGCCUCAGGUAACCCCAACAGGAGAGGUGCCAGCUUAUGUGAACACCCAACAUAUAAACAUGGAAGCUCUACUUGCACUUCAGGCAGAUGCUGAAAGUGCAUUCAGUGGAACAAAAGAGUGUACCAAAGACAGCAGUCCAAGAAAAGAUCUGUUUGAUAUGAAACCUUUUGAAGAUGCUCUCAAGAACCAGGCCACUGGGCCUGCGCUGAAUAAGGCUCCCUCGGUUGAGUGUACCAGUCCUCCAUUACCCAGAGCAGCUAACUGCACUAUAAUGAACGAGCUGAAUACAGAGCCUUGGUAUCAAGGAGAGAUGAGUAGGAAAGAGGCAGAACAGCUGUUAAAGAAAUGUGGAGACUUCCUGGUCAGGAAAAGCACCACAAAUCCAGGCUCCUAUGUGCUGACUGGUAUGCACAAUAGACAAGCCAAACAUCUUCUUUUAGUGGAUCCGGAAGGAACUGUUCGUACGAAGGAUCGUGUAUUUGACAGCAUAAGCCAUCUCAUCAACCAUCAUCUUGAGAACAAUUUGCCAAUAGUUUCCGCUGGAAGUGAACUCUGCCUCCAGCAGCCAGUUGAGAGGAAACAGUGACCCAUGGUGACAUGUUCAGCAUUUGUAAGCUAUAACCACUGCAGUGGACACUGCAAACCUGGAAACACGUACAUUAAAAAAUACACACAUAUAUCUAUCUAUCACCAAUAUGUUUUCUUGAGCUUUAAAAAGCCCCAUCCCGUACAGUACCACUUGACAUUUCUUACUGCUCUAUGCAGACAUGAAGUAUGAUUAAAAACACAGAUAGAUUUCUUAAAAUGUAAUUUCAAUAAAAUUAUUCUGAAUCUUUAAUGUGAAUAUUGACAGUGUACAUACACACAUUAUACAUAAAUACAGUAAUAUAUUUAUAUUUUUCAAGUCUGUCUGUUGAAGGUAUGGAACUAAUGUUCUGUGCCAUGUGUUUUUAACUGAAAAAGAUGCCCAUUGUGAUUGUUCAGAUAAAAAUAGAAUUCAACAGUCUCAUUUCCUUGAGAAUACAAUAUUAGAAGUCUUAUUUGUAAUUUUAUCUAAUAAGCACAAUUAUGGUGAGAACACAGGCGGAUUACAUUGGUUAAAUACCAGUUGAGGGGAUUAAAUUCAGUAGCUCGUAUUCUAACAUGGAAAUUUAGCUUGAAACAAUUUUUAAAAGCAUUAUUCAGUGUCACUGAGUUCAAAAGCAUUUUCUCUUUUUGAUGUCCAGUUUGAAUUCUUAUAUGAUGCUACUCAAGAUAUGUGUAACUUGCUUUGACAAUGACUUGGUGUGAUCUCUCCGUGUACAAGGUGUAUGCAUUUAAUUUUUCUAACAAUAAUAUAAUUGAACUAAUAUUCUGCAGCUUUGAUUUAUUAAAUUCAAUACUAAGAUUAUUUACAAAUAGUUCACUUCUUGUGCUAAAGAAUUAAUUGUUUUUGACUGCCAGUCACCAAUGAGAUGUCAUACAUUGAUUAAGAGGGUUCAAACUGCUUGUUUUUUUAAUAUAUUUGGUGCAAGAUGCUUGUGGUUGGUCAAAAAGACACACACAAAAGUUUUUUUUUUUUCUCAUAGAACAAUGACAAAAAUGAAUACCUAGAAUGUUAGUCCAUUUAAAUGAUCUAACUUUGAUUCACUUAGUUUUUAUGUGCCUCUCCCUAAAGUAUAGCUUCAAGUUAACCUUCAGCAAGUGAUUGUUUUUAUAAAUUUAUUGGUUGUCUCUAAUUAGCAGUGUGGAAAAAAUAUAUAUAUAUUAGAGUUGCUUUUUUGGCAGAUAUUUCAUUAACAUUUGGUACUGGGAAGUGUACAUUGAAAAGUGCAUUCUCACACACACACACACACACACACACACACACACACACACACACACCACACACUUCAUUAAUUUGCCUUUCUUUUGGAAUGGACUUUGUCUUUCAGUUAUACAUAUCUAACUGAGGGCCAAAUUCAGCUCUCUGUUUAACUGAUGCAACUCCCAUAGACUUCAGUGAAGGUUGCACCAUUGUAACUGAGAGCAAAAUUUAAACUUCAGUAUUUCUAAGUCAGAAAUUUAAACCAAGUUUCAGAAUUUGAUUAAUAAAGACCCUGAUUAAGGAAGGUACUUACACUCAUGUCUACCCUCAAGUAUGUUAGUUCAACUGAAGUCAAUAGACCUGUCAUGUCCUUAAAGUUAGACAUGUGCCUAAGUAUUUUGCUGAAAUGGGGCCAAGUUGACUUCAGGAUUUGCUUUAGAAUCCAUUCCUAGGAUGACAGUUUUAAAACUCACAAAUAAUGUCCUCCUUGUGCCAUGGACUACGCAAAGGUCAUUACUUUGCAAGUUUGUUUAGGAUUAAUCUCUAAUUUCAAAAAGGAAUCCCACAGCUGGUCUAGAGCUCACUACCUGAAAAGAGCUAUCAGAGGAAGAACUGACUUUCAAAGAUUUUUGAGAAUUUAAAAUUACAUUUUCACCUCUAAUCUCUCCAUCUCAGCAUGUUUCACUUCCCAAUGCAUUGCCAUGGGACCAGCCCACAGCUAGCCCCUAUCACCCUGUCUACCCAGUCCCAUGAAACUUCCCAGCCUAUGUUGAUCCCUUCCUGGAACUCCUUUAGCCAUUCAAGACUCACCCUAGCUGGCAUCGCACACUAAAUCACUCAUCUGGCUUCUCUCUUGGAUCCCCACUAACCACUCCCUGACACAUCUUUACAUCUAGGCCGCAGAGACUGAUUAUCACCACCACUUCCCCAUGCAGCAGUUGGACCUUCUCCCCAUCAGACCACACCCAAAUCUUCUUUCUCCCCCCCCCUACCCCGUUCCCUAUAUGUGGGGGGAAGUAGAUCUUCUUUAUGCCUCCUAGUAGGCAGGGAAUUAUGGCUGCAUCCUUCCCUUUUUCUCCUUGCUGUGAUGAUACAGCUGUUUGCUUCAGUUCCCAUCUCCUCUGCACAGAACAGUAGGUUUGGCUAGGAGCAGAGAGCACAGGAAAGGAGUCAGAUGGAUCAUAACAGUCCCCCAUGGCAUGGAUGGAGAUCUUCAGAUUAGGUCUGCCCUAUUCGAUGCUGGAAUACAGAAGGCUGAAAUAUGGAGAUACUUAAGUGUUAUAUCCUUGGGGGCAACAGUUUUAGGAAGAAAUCACUGGAGACACAGAGAGCUGUAAAUCUUGGAGCAGCCAUUUAUUGCUACACACACAACUAACCAACAGCCAGCCCAACUGGCUGGGCUAUCCCCUAAUAAUCUAACUCCGUUGCCACUGUAACACAAGAUUCUGUUACCACGACAACCAAAUACACAACAUAUUCCUCCCCCCUUAAUAAGAAUGUCCCCAAAAUAAAACAAACACUAACUGCCUCCAGUCCCGGCUAAACCCCGGGGAUUAUUUUGCCCUGUAACCGUGGGUUCACCCUAGCUAAAGAUCCAGCCUACGAGGAGGCCUUCUGUCUCUAGAUUAUGGCGGACUUCUGGUAUUGUUGCACCCAAAACCGUCUUGGGCGCGGGCCUGACAAUGGGCUCAGGGUUCGUAGGGCGAAGGGGUGAGGAUGGGGUAUCAGCUCAUGCCGGGCAGAGGGGUAUCUCUGCCGCUGGCAGUAAUGGGGGGGAAAGUCAGGAACAGGUGACUCUUGAUUCAGUGUCUCGCCGGAGGUGGUGAAGUCAGGCAACUCAACUGAAGAUGAGUCCUGAGGACUGGUAUGACCUGGCAGCAGCUGAUCUACAUGUCACCGCCAGGUGAGAUCCUCUGCAGUCCGGAUUGUGUAGGAAACAGGUUCCAUUUGAGCGAUGACAGAGGCAGGGACCCAUUUAGCUACAGAAGUAUAAUUCCGAGCCAAAACCAGCUGUCCUGGGCUAAAAGUUCGGUCUUUCGCUCUGGGUGCACGCCUGAUGACUUGAUCUUGCUGCUGAUGUUGCACAAUUUGUCGGGUUUCAGCAGAUCAAAGCAAGUGUACAGCUGUCAUCCCAUCAUUAGAAAGGCCAGGGAUGCCUUGGUCAUAGCAUGAGGUGUGUUUCUGUAGGAUAGUAAGAAGGUGUCCAGACACUUUUGAAUGGAUAAUUGUCCCCUUGCCGAUU